CUAUCUCUCUUUUGAAAACAUUACACCUACGAAGUUUGGCAGACAGUACAAAAUUAGCAUUAUUGAAAAAUUAGUGUUUUUUGUUGAAAUAGUCGCGUCGAUGUUUUGAUUCUCUUGAGUCUCAGAAACAAUAUUUUUCGAAGGAAAAAAAAACAAACAUGCAGCGAGGUUUGAUCCUAGUUGCCACACAAAAAGAAAUUUCAACCGUAGAAUAUCGUAGUCAUGUUAUGGUUUAUUGUUAGUCUUUGCAUUUGUAAGAGUUUCGGAAGAGAAGUAUUUAACGAUUAUCAGUCUAUGACAACUGUUAGUCUACUUAUCGAGAUCUAUUUAUCUAAAAAUUUUGAAAAAAAUUUCACUACAAUCAUCUCGAAAAAACUCUGAACGGGAGCUCUCUUAAGGAUUUAUGUUAGUCAAUUGUAAUUAAUUUAGAAAUUGCAAGAUGAAAUUAAAUCGAAGAACAGUCGUGUAUCAUCUGUUAUCGAAAUUUGUGACCGUUUAAAAGCUGAUUAUCAACAACAAAUUGAACAAAUUCCAUUUGAUUAUGCUAGUGAUCUUGAAAAUAGAUGGCAUCAAUUAUGGAUUAAUUCAGUUGAAGUUCAAUGUAAACUUGAAGAAAGAUUUAAAAUAUUGAAUGUAAGGAUUUUUUUACUAUUUGUUUUUAUGUGGGCUUAUAUUUAUAGUCUUACUUUUGAUAAAAAAAAAAAUGCUAAUUAUUAUUGA
Messenger RNA from Rotaria sordida, 720 nucleotides. The record is from the annotation of a GenBank genome assembly. NCBI's taxonomy places the organism in Eukaryota, Metazoa, Rotifera, Eurotatoria, Philodinida, Philodinidae.